Molecule: messenger RNA, 1520 nt
Organism: Pecten maximus
Lineage: Eukaryota; Metazoa; Mollusca; Bivalvia; Pectinida; Pectinidae
Product: ciliary-associated calcium-binding coiled-coil protein 1-like
Exons: 10
Coding region: 216-1136 (306 amino acids)
Source: RefSeq, a predicted model, not a curated record
AUCUACCAUGCAUUGGAUACACUGUGUGCCUUGAGUUUUGUUAAAUUGAUUUUUGACUGCGGAAUUUUUUGUUGUGAUUUUUUCACCUGAGGAUAUUGUGAAAUUUUGUGUUCCAGAAGUUGAUGACAUGUGACCUUAACUGGGGCUUGCUGUUUGGAUUUUAAUCAUCAUUCACACAUUUGUUUUUCUCGGAGUCAAAGGAUAGUACAGUGAACAUGUCGAAACGUGGAAAGUCGCGAGGAAAAGACAAGGGAAAGAAGCAGGAUGACGAAACUGAUGAGAAAGAAGGAAGCUUAGCGUAUAAAGUUCUGUCUGAAGAUCAAUGUAAAACACUUCUCGGUCAAGAUGUUGUCGAAAUGCAGACAACGUUAUGUGAUAUUUUUAAACUACACAACUACACCACAGACCUGCGUGAUGCAGGAGUACUGGAUUAUUAUACAGGGGCAGUUUGGUGGGGAAAGGAACAGGGUUUCCAGCCUCAGCAACUGUCUGGCUUCUUCACCGUCAUACACACACUAUUGGAUAAUGUAAAAGAACAACAUAUGGCAAUGAUAGACAAUCUGAGGGAGUUCAAGAAAAUGCUUAUUGGCAUCGACCCAGAAUAUCAGGAAAUUAAGUCAGCCGGUUUAGAUUUCUUCAACACACAACAGGCUAAGGCCUUAACAAACUAUGUCACCACUUGUCUAUUUCAACACUAUAAGCUGUAUGAAUUAAUGUUUACUCAAACCCAAGCUGAGGAAAUCAUCGGUACCGAUCUGGAGAUCGAGACAGCUAAGCCCGCCAAUGUACCAUUCCCCCCGCCACUGGAUGAGGGCGUAUCGCAGGAGAUGUUUGCCUCCUACAUAGCUACCCCUCCCCCAACACCCGAACCUGAGCAGGUAGAUAAAAGUGAAGGUGGUUUGGCGGGAGAGGUGGAAGAGGAAGACAAAGCCAAGGAGGAGCUAGAUGCGAAAUUAGACACAGACAUUUUCUCCGAGCUCACGGUAGAUGAUGUACGAGAGGUGAUAGAGAGUGUCGCUAAGGGCCUGCUAGAUCCACUUCAGAGUGAAAUUGCAGCAAAACUUCGAGAAAAGGAAAAUAUUCUUAUCAGCAGAAUCAACAAAGUACAUAAAGUAGCUGAAGAAGGUUCACCGUGAAACCGACAUUUUUUGUUUUUUGUUGAUAAAACACUUUACUUUUUUAACUUGUAUCGACAGUGACAAGUGUCAAAAAUGCAAAAAGGAAGUUCAAGUUUGUAGGCCAGAAUGGUGCAAUCCACAAGAUGGACUGUUCAAAGGCUAAAUGUACGGAUUCUGGUUCCAAAGUGCAGUGGAUAUAGUUGUACAGUUUCAUGAACGGUAUAAGAAUGUUGCGACAUACUUAAAAAAAACUUUAUAAAUUGUGAUAUAAAUGUUGUACAACAUGUGUUUGUAUGCGAUUAUUUUACAUUUACUGAUUAACAUUGUAACAAUGUAUUUAAUAAGAUGAUAAAUGUUGACAUUAAUAUAUUUAUUGUAUGAAAUAAAUUCUUGUACAUUUUA